This is a messenger RNA of Osmerus eperlanus (European smelt), 3822 nucleotides long. Its product is annotated as ankyrin repeat and fibronectin type-III domain-containing protein 1-like. The record is from RefSeq and is a predicted model, not a curated record. Lineage: Eukaryota; Metazoa; Chordata; Actinopteri; Osmeriformes; Osmeridae. The transcript has 18 exons. Gene Ontology annotation, biological process: establishment of mitotic spindle orientation; regulation of establishment of bipolar cell polarity. Gene Ontology annotation, molecular function: protein binding. Bases 232 to 3822 code for a protein of 1196 amino acids. Gene Ontology annotation, cellular component: spindle.
AAGGUGGAGGUCAUUCACUCCUAUAACCGCUUUUUCAACAUUUUUAUCAGAUCUUUGCCUCUUCAGUCCAUAACCCAUCUCUUUCCCUGUUCCCCUUUCCAACCUCUUUUCCUACCGCCCUUCUCGACCUCCCUUUUGUACCCCUCUCUACCUCCCUCUCCAGCUCCUCCUCUCCACCUCCCUCCUCAUCCCUCCACCUCCCUCCGUCCUGCUACAGACUAGGGUGGCACCAUGUCUGUUUCCGUGCCGACCCCGCUGCAGCGACGGCGCUCCCUGGGUGCUGCCUCCCCCAAGCGCCUCUACAGGAACCUGUCAGUCAGGCUGCGGGGCGGAGACGCCUCCAUCUCCGGGGAAACGCAAACGCCCGGACACCCGUGUCGGGCCACGCCCACUUACAAGAGCCUGUGGGAAGCGGUGGAGCACGAGGACACGCUGGCCGUCCAGACCCUGCUCUCCAGAGACCGCGCCUCCUCCACGGGGGGAGGAGGAGGAGGAGGAGGAGGGGUGUGGGACAGAGGAGAGAAGAAAGAGAAGGACUGGGAGAGGGAGAGGGAGAGAGGAGUGAACCGAGUGAACGAACAGGGUCUGGUCCCUCUGGAUGUGGCGGCGCUUACCCAGAAUUCCCCCCUGCUGCACGUGCUGACGAGGGCUGGAGCCCGACACAACCCCGUCUUGUGUCGCCCAGCUGACUGGAUGCGGAAGCUAGACGCGCUGGUCUCGCUGGCGAGCAGGCAGGCGGAAGAGAAGAAGAACGAACUUGCGUCCAAAGCGGGGGUGGGGCCUCACGUGCAGGUCGACGCCCAGAAACAGCACCAUCUGUGGACCCUGAGGCAGCAGCUGUACUGCAGGAUGAGGCGGAGCUUCCAGCUCACAGAGCUCCCUGCCCCCCCCAGCAGUGUGUCCCUCCUGGUGACCAGCUCCUCCUCUCUGUACGUGGCAAUCAAGGAGCCGGUUGGCAUGACGACUGGACUCAUCACUUGCUACAGAGUGGAGUGGAGCUCCUCCUCCAGCUUUAGACGCAUCAGUGGCUCCGCCCAGAUCACCGACACCAAGAGCCCCGCCUACAAUAUCACUGGACUCAGAGCCGGAAUGCACUGCUAUGUGAGGGUAAUGGCCUACAACGUGAAGGGUUGGGGCCCACCACAGACCUCCAGCCCGCUCAGUGCUGCCCCCUCCAGCUGGAGGGAGUGUGUAGGGGUGAAGGCAAACUGCAUGAACCAGGAAGCUGUGGUUAGGAAGCUUCUGGAACAGACCAGGGAACCCCACUACAGAGGAUACUGCAUAGAGGGCUCGAGGUUCUCUUGUCCCAGUAAGCGACUGUCCGUGUCCCGCAGUCUGAAGCAGCUCUUCCAGUCGGCCACCAAGUUUGUGCGUCUCCUUCAGAGGGGUGUGUACCUGGCCACUGUGUUUUACCACAAGGAGAACGUACUGGUCACUGCAGACGACCAGCUCCCAUUGGUGGAGAUCCAAUGUUGCUCCACCUCCAUCGCGCAGGACUUCCUUUGGUUCGCUAAGUUGUCCUGUGCUUGGCAGCAGGUGCCCUGGCUCCAACAGGCCCUCUCCUCCGCUCUCUCCUCCUCCUCCUCCCUCCUGCAGAACAGACACAACAUCCUGCGGGCCGUCACCCAGCUGCAGUCCUCUCUGGGGACCUCAGACCUGGGCCAGGUGUACUAUGAGCCCCUGAAGGACCGGCAGGGGAACGUGGUGUUGGUGACGGUGAGGGAGUGUGCUGCCCCCACUGGGACCCCAGAACCCCCCCUCCACUGGGUUCCUCUGGACCGACUGGAGAAGAAUCGCUGCAGAACUCCCUUACUGCCGGAACCCUCCGCCAUGGACACACUCACAGAGCAGCUCAAGGAGAAGUUGAGCUACCACAGGCGUAGCGGGCAGCGGGCCCAGCCGGGCCUGUACGUGGGCAUCCUGAAGCUGUGCAGCUCUGUGGAGCAGAUCAGGGUCCUAGUGCCCCAGAGGUUCCCCAACCUGCUGUGUCACACACGCAUACGACACAACUCACACGUGUCCCGAGAGGAAUGGGCGUGGUUACAGAGCCACGUUCUGUCUACAGCCAAUGGGAGUGUGCUUGGUGGUCCAGGGGGUGGGGAUGAGGGCCUGAUUGACAGCUGCGUCCUGGGGGACUUUGUGAGGCAUCUAAGAACAGCAGUCACACUCCUCCUCACCAAGCUCAACAUCCCCCUCUAUAGGGCCUAUCAGUAUGGUGUGUACACCAGGGAGCUGCUCCACAUGGGAGAGCAGAUGUCCAUGAUCCUGCUGCUGCCCCCCAGCGAAGACUUCAGUUCCAACUACUGGCCACUAGUGGGCACCAAAGAGCAAGGCUUCACUCUGCCUCUGCAGAUAUUUGAGCUGGUGCACUUCUGGACAUACAAACGUGACUUCCUGUCCCACUACUGCCAGGCCUGGGUCCGUCUGGACCUGGACACGCAUCUUUCCCAGCAGGCUUUGCGGGAGGCUAUGGACCCCAAGGAGGUGCAGGAGGCCAAGGAGCGUCUCAACCACAUCACUCAGCUGGCACAGGGUCUGGACGUGGUGUGGCGGGGCUCUCGCUGGAUCAUGGACGUGUUGCAGUGUGUGCGCUCCAGGAAGUGGGUGGGGGCGGUGCCCCUGGGCCUGGUCAUGGGGGGUGACCCCCCCCCUCGCCCAGAUACGGCCGAGGAGGAGGAGAAGAGCCUCACCUGCAGACAGUGGCCCUUCCACCCACACCCCCAGAAGACCCCUGCAGAGAGUGUUUGUGCGGUGACCGUGGACAUCACCAGUCUCCCUGCUCCACCUGCGCUCCUGGUCGCCCCCGACAACCCCGUCAGUCAGCUGGGGGGCAUGGCUAAGGGCGGCUACCCCGUGGACAUCAACGCUCAAUCACGCCUCGACUACAGCACCGCGGUCGAACCAGGGCUGGAAUUGGCUGAUGACUUCGUCACGCCCGUGAUCGACGUAGCGGCAGCGGUGGGCCAAUCCGAGGAGUCCUCGGCCCUGCCGGAAAGCUACUGCGGAGAAAUGGGCUGCCUGCAUGUGUUUGUGGCCGAGCCAGUACAAGUGCUGGCGGACAUCUUCCCCACGUUGAGUCUGAUAGAAGAAGAGACCGUACUGGAGACCGGAGCAGGGGAGCUGUUGGGGAACCGACAAGGGAAGGAGGAGGAACAGGAACCUGAACCCUGGGUGGAGGAGGAACAGGGAACUGGACCCUGGGUGGAGGAGGAACAGGGAACUGAACCCUGGGUGGAGGAGGAACAGGGAACUGGACCCUGGGUGGAGGAGGAACAGGGAACUGGACCCUGGGUGGAGGAGGAACAGGGAACUGGACCCUGGGUGGAGGAGGAACAGGGAACUGGACCUGGUUCUGGGGCAAGGGAGGGAUGGGAUAGUUUGGCAGUUGGUACAAGCAGCAUCCCUGGGGACUCCAGCCCUGGGGACUCCAUCCCUGGGGACUCCAGCCCUGGGGACUCCAGCCCUGGGGACUCCAGCCCUGGGGACUCCAUCCCUGGGGACUCCAGCCCUGGGGACUCCAGCCCUGGGGACUCCAGCCCUGGGGACUCCAGCCCUGGGGACUCCAGCCCUGGGGACUCCAUCCCUGGGGACUCCAGCCCUGGGAACUCCAUCCCUGGGGACUCCAUCCCUGGGGACUCCAUCCCUGGGGACUCCAGCCCUGGGGACUCCAGCCCUGGGGACUCCAGCCCUGGGGACUCCAGCCCUGGGGACUCCAUCCCUGGGGACUCCAGCCCUGGGGACUCCAGCCCUGGGGACGAACAGAGCGCUGAGUCUCCUUCUAUCCCCUUCCCCCUGCGACAACAUCUUGAGCACAGCUUGUAA